UGGUCGCCUCAUCGCCAUGUUCGUUAGGCCGUCGAUGCGCUCUCUGCGUUCAUCGCAACCCCAUUCGGAAACUUGUGUCUAAAGCUAUGAUGCUUCUUGCCCUAUGAGAUGCCUGCGACAUCUUCCCUUCCCUUUUCAGUCUUCGAGUGUGGCUGGCGUGCUUUGUCUCUUCUUUUGGUUCCGGCCGUUGGCUUCAGGGUGGACUUUGGAAGCCAGUGUUGCUUUCUUUGCGUCAGGAAUGGUGCAUUUCAGGGUACGUGUGCGUUGCCAAGUGCAAAGGAACUGGCGAGGUAUUCUGCAUCUGGAUUAUAACUUUUACGAGGUGUAGUCAACAGUGUCGGGAAGCGCUUCGAGGCUUUUAUGGCUCGGAUUCGCUCUCAAAGCAGCGAUUGUGGUUUGCAAAAUAGUAGGAAUCUUUCUGUGUAUGUGUUUUUCCGUGGUCGAUCGAGGACAGGUGGAAAUGGGUGAUGGGGGCGUAUAUUUUGUCGCUGGAUGCCACCGAGGACGAAUGAUAUAUGUGUUGCCCCGACCAAUUGCACUACGACGAUAGGAUUUUAAAUCCGCAGUUUUUCUAAAGGCUUCUCGUGAUACUCGGUGUGCAACCUUACAAUUUUCAAGCCAGAUGAGAAUAGUCGAAGGGGCUCCAAGCUGCUCUACAUUUGAUUUAUUCCGAAAGAGCAAGUGGGAAUUGUGAAGUUUAUGCGCCCAAUUUGGAUAACUGGAGGACGGCUAAGUGGAAUUACUGGUUUCAGCUGACUUCAUUGUAUUGAUUGGGGUUGUCUCAUUCUGGGAUGCUUCGGCUGCUCAGUGGUGGAUCUGAGAUGUUUUCUGGACACAGCGGAGCUGAAUAGUUGCAUGGCAACCUAUGGAAGCUUAUUUUCAGAGCUCGUUGUAAAUUUCUCUUUCAAUUGAAGACGAACGUGUUGCUUCGAUGCCUAAUUAACAUUCAAAGUAACGUAUCAAUAAUGCGAAGUCUACGUCAUAUGGUCUGCUGGACCUGGGAGGGUGCAAAUUUCGAAAGCUUUUUUAUAUUUUCAGCUGUUAAUGGAGAGCUCAUUUAUAUUCAGUAUUUUGAAAUGCGGCACCUGGACCUAGAAUUGACGUUGAAGGAGUUGUCGAUAGCUAUUGGGCCACAUAACACGUUGUUGCCCCAGAUUGGAACAUAUUGUGCCUGUUAAAUAUGUAACGUCAGCAUUUUUGGAUGAGUGAAGUAAUACGAAGUAUGCAUUGUUUACAAGUGUGCGCCUUGUUUUUCUCUUCAUGGUCGCUGUUUGCGACGCAAUCUGGCGCAUACUGUGAUCACUUUGUCAUGAAUUUUCUGGGUGUCAGGGUGCAGGCGGUUACCUCCAGAUGAAGGUCGUGUAAUCGUCUCUGUUAGAGUGGCUGACUAAAAACUAGCAAUGGUUCUCAAAUUCGACCUGCCUUUUAAGGUAGGCGAGGAGGUGGAAGCUAAGUUCAACGAGACUGGCUACCGAGGGGCCUGGUUUCGCUGUCGGAUUCUGGAAAUUAAACCCUCCACGGCUGAUUAUGAUUUAUUGCUGGAGUACCUAGAUUUCGAGGAAGAAGGUAAUUCUUGGGUUAAGGUCCGUCAGGCAGAUCCUUCAGUCAGCUCUCAAAAAUGGUGUAAGGGUAAGAAGCCUUUGAUUUGGAUGGCACGGCCAGUGCCCCCACUAGUACAUGAGCGCGACAUUAAGAAGUAUCAGGACGAUAUACGUGAGGGGCGGAAGAAGGCUGGAUGUGUUUAUGUGUACAACGAUGAUGUAUACACUGUUGGAGACAUGGUCGAAUGGUGGAAAGACGAUUGCUACUGGACGGCACGGAUUAUUGAGAUGAAAAGUAAAAAACGUCGAGCCAAGAUUAGGUUUCCCUCUCCACCACAUGGAGAAGGAAGCGCGGAUAUCGUUCCCCUGAAGAAUCUUCGACCGUGCUUCACUUGGAGCCCUCCGCAUCAGUGGACACAAGUGGGAUCAAAGAGAAGGGAUGCUAGAGGCAAGAGCGAAACAAGUAAGAUCGACAAGGCACAGUUGGCGCUGAUAUAUUUGUCCGGGCAUGAGUGUACUUCCACGGUUGUGCCCGAUGACCACCGUGAUGGUAUUUCAUCAGGAAACGUUAAUUUUCGUGGUGAUUUAGAGCUUUUUGAAGAAGCGGCGCAUGGUUUACGUGCACUUGGGCAUGAAAGACGUAUUAGUGGUGGUUCUCAUGAACUGGUCGUAACUCCAGACAGGCACAAUGAAGAUUCCGCGUGCAAACCAGUUGUACCGCAGUCUGCUUCAGACUCCAAGCAUGGAACUGAGGAGCAGAGUGCAAAGUCUUCAGUAAAUGGUUCUGACUUAGUUCCAGACAUCGAGGGUGCAUGCGUAAAUAUUGGUAUUGCCCAUGCUAUUUCUUCAGACGCCGCAGCAGAUCAGUCGCAGUUGGUAACUACAAGUCCAAGAGGGGACGAAACGGAUUCACAGGCAGUGCUCUCUCUUGCAGGAGAAAUAACAGAAAAGUUUGAAAGUAUUGAUGGCUUUGGUGAAUCCAAUCCGACAUCUGAACGUUGUACAACUGGUACAGCAGUUCAUGUCAAUGAUGGAAGCGUCACUGCUUCUGUGGAUCUGUCACAUGUGAAGUCUGUUAGAUCUGGUGAUGGAGUUGAGAAUCUUGUAGCCACUCCAGGCAAUGCAGUUCAUCAGAGUAAAGUUGUACCUGAGAUGAGUGUUGGUAUUGGAAGUUCUGACACAAUCACGAGUAGAUCCUCCGCGAGCGAGACCUUUGCUUGUGCCAAUGUUGCUGAGCUACCUAUAACUGCUGUGGUAGACCCUCAAGACAAUUCAACAACGAUCGAACUUGUCGUUGCUGAAAGGACCGCUCUGGAUAGCCCUGGUAAAUGCAUUGCAAGGAGACAUGCAGGUGGAUUCUGUGAUCCUGAAUCCAAGGUGGAUACGGAUGCUACCAGUAAUGACAGCCCAUGCGUGAACUUACUUGUUCAUGCCGAGGAUAUAGCCGCUAUCAAGAACCCUCUAAACACAAACCUCGUUGCAGCACGUGCAGAGGAAUUAACUGACGUCAGAGCUGAACAGCUAUCUCCUGUUGGUAACAGAAAUGUGGCAGUUGAUGAGGUCACUAUAAGUGGGUUCCAUUUCAAUAGAACAGUAGCUAAUGUGCCUGUCAGUAUCGAGUUGAAUCAUUUUGAUAUCCCUCCGGAUGGUCAUGUUGCGUCCUUUGAUCCACGUCAAGAGCAGCCAACGGAGGGCCUGGGUGCUGUCCUGAAUGACGACGGUCCUACUCCUCUAAGUAGUCGUAAGUUGUCAAGUCAUGUCAGCUGUGUUGCAAUCCAACACGCUGUCAAACUGGUGUACUCUAGGAAAAGAAGGCGGAAGAAAGAAAAAUUGAGGACUGGUUCGAAGCGCGUGUGUCAUGCUGUGCCGCAUCAAACAGUUGGAACAUUUGUCUCUCAGACGGAUGGAUUAAUGCACGAACCCUUGAUCAUAAGUGUCCCAACUACUCCAUCCAAUGAUGAAAAGAGGAUUUCUACUUCUCAUUGCACUGUGAAUCGUGAAGCUGGAACGAAUGCACAAGACAGCAGGAUUUCUGAAGUCGCUUUGACCUCCGAGUGUCAGGAGUAUGGAUGCACUCCAUCCGCUGGAGUUGAGAAUGAUUCUCUGGCACGCGUGCUGGCACUCUCCAGUAUACACGAACAACGACUGCAAGCGGUGGAAGCGAGUGCUCGUUUGAAUUCACGUAACGAUACGGAAUCUGGAUGUCAACCGGGUAGUACCGGAAAUUGUGAUUUGAACGAGCAUCUUGAUGCUUUGGAGAGGCUGAUCGAGCGGGUUCAUUCUUUAGGAGAUCAGUUGCAUGGUGGCCAUAAGCGGAAGUGGAAGAGGGUGUUUUGGAAGAUGAGUGAUGGGAGUGUGUUUUCCUCUGAAGCACGGAGACAAUCAAGCGGACCUACAGAGGCAGUAGAGGCAACUCGUGAUUUUGUACCCUCUUCAGAUUUGGAUAAUGCCGCAGAACGACUUCCAUGUUUACUUGCGCAGGCUACUUAUGCACAACAGAAUGAUGAAGUUACCAGUUCGUUUGAAGUCCCAAAUGAUCUUAGGCCCUCUGCGACAAUGAAGUCCCGUUCAAAUCUUACAGUCACCAAGGGUAUUAAGAAAUGCAGAAGUGCAAGAACUUUAGUUACAUGCAAAACUCAGACGUUGAGUUUCAUGCGCAACAAACUUGUUAAUGACGUACUUUUGAAAUCAGCGAAUGCAUAUUCCAAACUCAACAAUAAUUCCAAGAGGAUUCAAGACGAGUAUAUGGGUCCUGAAAAAGUUUACCGUAAAGCGAGGUUAGAUGUUACCAAAGCAGUUUUGGAAAGUGUGCAUAAUUCCGCGACCUGCUCUCCUGCAGUCGAACCUUCACGUAUGAGAGGCUCUAUCAACAACUCAAAGGGGAAACGUCCAAGACUGAAGCAUACUGGACCUCGGAAGAGGUAUCCUAAAACAGAAAAUUCGAUGGUUGUCGACGUGCGCACAAAAGAAAAGCUUGUGGAUUCUGCAUUCGUGGGACUACAGAUACAGAAUCUCGAAGAUGUGCUCAGCAAGCAGGAAUCAGGUGCAGAAUUGGCGCCGAGAGAGUUUCGAACGAAGUCUCGUCUAUCAGGUGGGAGCAAUCAUGAAACUGCUGAACCUGUGAAGUUGGAUCCCGAAGUAAUUGAUAACCAUUGUCAGGACAAAAUCAAACUGCAACCGAAUGGAAAUUGGUGUAUUAAGUCCUACACGAUAGACGGCAAACCCGUCUGGAUUGGUAAUUACCAAACAAAAGAGCUUGCUCUUAAUUCAUAUGCCGUUGUUAAUAUGUUAACCUGCCCCAAAGUGAAGGUUGGACCGCAUAUCAACCAUCCAAGUUGCCCGGGUCUCAGCGAGCAAGCAAAUGGAGAUCAUUUGUCACCUGCGCACGUACUCGAAGAGAAUGAAUUGCAGGAUUUUAAUGUCGAGAAAGGCACUAGACGCAACGUUUCCGAAUCCUGCUUAAGUGUUGGUGAGUCAAAGAAUAGGAGUAUGGUACUCUCCAUGGACGAGGACAGAAGAAAAACGGAUGGUUUUUCAAGUUUAGGGAAGACAUCCCUGGUUGAUGAGCAGGGUGUUUGUACUGUCGAGAAGAUGACCACAGCAGUUGAGAGUUGUAACCAGGGUUUAUCAGUAAAAUCAACAAAGGCGGAUGCUUCAAUCAGUUGGACGAAAUCAGAGGAGGGAAAUACAAUAGGGAGCAGCAACGCACAUGGAGAAAUGCCUUCACGCAAACUGACCAGAGGCCCCUUAAGUUCCCCGAGUACCAUAAACCUUGUGGUUGCAGAUAGAGGCGUUCUACUUAACAGAAACAAUCGGGACAAUUUUCCUGUCAAAUCGGAGGUGUCUGAACUGCCAACAGUUGCAGCAGCAGUUGGCAGUGCACAUCACUUACCGAUUCAUGAUUUUACGAAGUUUCUUUCUGGAAAGGAUGCACUUGAUCGUAUUUCUAUGGAUAACUUCGAGACUAAGGAGGAGAAAGAAGUAGCCACUCAAGCUAGGACGGCGUUGUGGCGAGGCUUAUGUUGUUCCCCGCCGCACCCUGGGUUGGUUUCACAAGGACUUGACGUCGUUCAGCGGAUAAAUUUUUUUAUCAAAUCAAGGAUGCACUUUGAAGUUGUAGCUGAUGGCGAUUUGAAGAAGAUACUUCUCAGCUCUGGAAAACUUGGUGAGGAGAUUUACAUAGGUCACUGGAAGACUGAUGUUGAGGUACAUGCUGCACGCAAAAUUAUAACUCGCUGCAAGAAAGCGCUUGUAAAGUUGAUGAUCGAAUUUGAAUUAUCCAGUAAAAGGAGUGAUUCAAGCAUUGAAACUCAUGCUGAGCGGACAGUCCUACAUGAGAAACCUAUCAAUCCAAGUUAUUCUACAGAAAGGUUAAAUGUGCCAGGUUUAACGUUAAUUAAUGAAGUUGGACAGCCAUGUUCCGGUUCUAACAAGUCUUCGACAACUGCUGGGGGUGCAACACAAGAUUCGGCAUCCGCACGGGCACUCAGUCACCGAAUUCUUGAGGUUGCUUACAAUGACACCAAUAUUCAAGCCAGUGCAGGGACAGUUGCAGCUUUAGAUGGCUGUCAAGCCCCUCCAGAUUCCAGAACAGUUGGUGGACAAGCCAAUUUUACAAAAAAUCAAUCUCUAUUCGAAGAUAUAAUUAUCUUGGAUGAUGAUGAUGAUGAUGAUGCGAAUGUACCUCCAGCACGCAGUAUCCCGCCAAGUUCAGUAAGUGAUAGACUGUUCAGAACCGAGACGGUUGGGAAAACUUUCAAUAGAAAUCUUGAUAACAACACUCAGCUGGACCCACUGUCCCCGAUCGCUCCUUCGCAGAGGCAGAGCGUCGUUCAUGUGAACAGAGGUUCUAGAGCUGGGGUUCUACUUGGCGACAGAUCAUCUUAUCCUGGACAGAUACACAACCAGGGUUAUCAUUUCACAGUUGAUCCAUUUAUAGCUGGACCAGGUGGCACCAGGCAAACAGUUCAUAAAUAUUCUCAAACUGGCAAUUCAAGUGCCGAUCCUAUCAUAAGAGUUCAGCAUACCGGUGGAGUAGGCGAUGCACAGACGUUUGAAAUGGCUCAUACUCAAUCAUUGAGGCGAGGAGGGUUGGGUAAUAUGAAUAUGGUUGCGACACCCUCCAGUAUCGGAAAUGUUGUGCAUCUUCCUGGUAAUCGGCAUGGUGGUGUGCCUACCGAAAGCUCCUUUAGGAACCGUUUAAACAGCGAACCAGUUAGUGUGAGAGAAGUAUCCUCGUCUUACAGUCGCGAGAAUCAUUCCAUUGGAGCAGCUACAUUGCCCUACAUGAGUAAAAAAUUCUAUGAUUGCUGCCCGGACAUUGAACCUUGUAAAGAAGAUUUUAUUACAUGUAAGGGGCUAUUUUGUGGAUCCUGCAAUCGGCUGGUGCAUACUCACUGCGCUCUUCUAUCAAAGCAUCUGAAUUUGACUCGAUUUCCCUCAACCGGUCAAGAACAUGCUGUGUACAGAUGCUUUUGUGGUAGAUCCUGGGACAUUGUUCCUAUAGUUCUUAUUCGCAUGAAGGAUUUCAUACGGCAAAUUUGAGAGAAUCAAUAUGCAAAUCUGGUGCACGGCACCAAAGUUGUUCAUUCAGGAAGUUCAGUUACUGUACUUGAGCUAAACAAAGGAAAGGAAUUAAAAGCGAUCUUAAACGUUCUGGGCAGUAUCCUCGGUGGAACCAAGAAUGCUGCCCUUUAUGCAAUUUUGGAAAUGGUACAUUCAAUGAAUUGUCAACUCUCGAUGAACGCAGACAGAGUGAAUUUCUUGGAGUGGCUUGCAUCUGUCAACGGGGCCAUGAAAUUAACUGGAGGUUUGAAGUCUUCAAAUCAAAAAUGUCGAGCUUGAAGGGUAUGUACGGAAAAACUCCUCAAGCAUAUAUACUCUCGUUCUGAUUCAUUUUAAGACUUAAAAUACAUCUUUGUAACGUAAUCUUCAAGAAAAUGAUAUUUUUUUAGCAAAUUGAGACCCGUGGGUGGAUUUUCUUUCAUUCAAUCAUUUGCAUGAAAUGGGUGCGAACAGAAGCUAGAGCACAAGGAAGGUAUACUGAAAAACAAAUAUUACCAAACUAUUUUGGGACUUUGCAAGGAAUCUAUUAUACUAGAAAAGAAUCAUCUUAAAAUGGCACACAUUGUGCAUUAAAAAGCACUUGAGCCGAUAAAUGUUUUCUUGUGCGGAUAAAAUUGAUUUAAAAAGUCUUUAUUUAAAAUUACAACGAUUUAUAUUAA
Physcomitrium patens is the source of this 7765-nucleotide messenger RNA. Lineage: Eukaryota; Viridiplantae; Streptophyta; Bryopsida; Funariales; Funariaceae. The record is from RefSeq and is a predicted model, not a curated record.